Naegleria lovaniensis is the source of this 303-nucleotide messenger RNA. RefSeq lists its product as uncharacterized. The transcript has 2 exons. The coding region runs from base 1 to 303 and encodes 100 amino acids. Lineage: Eukaryota; Heterolobosea; Eutetramitea; Acrasida; Naegleriidae. The record is from RefSeq and is a predicted model, not a curated record.
AUGAAUCGUUCAUCUUUGGUGCUUUCCAAAUUGUUCAAAUCCUCACCACGAUCAUCCUUCUUGAUGAGAGCAGCUUUGAGUACACCUACUCGGGUGAGAGCUUUCCAUCAAACAUCAAUGAGAAGAGACGAGGAAGAAUUACAAAAAACUCCAGAGGUUAAAGUGAAACCAGCAUGGCAAGGAUGGGUCAAGGAUGUACUGAACUUCUUCUACUAUCCAAUGCGAUGGACUCUUUUAUUUGCAGUUUUGGCUGUGCUUUUGAAGAGCUCACAGUUAGCCAAACAGAAAGAAAGCCAACAAUAA